AUGACGGAUGUUCUCUAUAGGGCUACCAAGUACAUGAAUGCAGAAGAUACACUGCUGGCCCGCGAGGAAAAGCCUAAGAAGAGGGAAAGGCAGGAGGACACGAGACAAGAUAAGGGGCGAAAGGUCGCUAGAACCGGGGAUCAAUGUGAUGAAAAGCGCUCCAGGCCCCCCACUGGAAGAUUCACCAAUUUCACCCCGUUAACCGCCCCGAUCGAUCAAGUAUUGAUGCAAAUCAAAGAUGAAGGAGCAUUGACUUUCCCUGGAAAGUUGAAGGGAGACCCCAACAAAAGAUCGAGAGACAAGUAUUGUCGCUUUCACCGGGACCACAGGCACGACACAGCUAACUGCUAUGACCUGAAGCAGCAGAUUGAUUCCCUAAUAAGGCAAGGGAAGCUACAGAGGUUCGUCAGCAGGGAAAGAACUGAUACACCGGAGGAACAGGCCCCACAACGGGAGAACGAGCGCCCUAGACCACCCAUAGGAGACAUACGAAUGAUCGUAGGGGGCACAACUACAGCCGGAUCUUCCAAGAAAGCCCGCAAAACCUACCUCAGGAUGGUCCAUAACGUCCAACUCACAAGAUUCGUACCAAAGAUGCCGCGAAUAGAUAACCCCGUCAUAAACUUUUUAGAGGAUGAUGCUCGGAGACUUCACCAUCCUCAUGACGAUGCGCUAGUAGUCAGCCUGUAG
Messenger RNA from Quercus robur (English oak), 690 nucleotides. RefSeq lists its product as uncharacterized. The transcript has a single exon. The record is from RefSeq and is a predicted model, not a curated record. Bases 1 to 690 code for a protein of 229 amino acids. NCBI's taxonomy places the organism in Eukaryota, Viridiplantae, Streptophyta, Magnoliopsida, Fagales, Fagaceae.